Molecule: messenger RNA, 1060 nt
Organism: Nicotiana attenuata
Lineage: Eukaryota; Viridiplantae; Streptophyta; Magnoliopsida; Solanales; Solanaceae
Product: oil body-associated protein 2A-like
Exons: 4
Coding region: 85-822 (245 amino acids)
Source: RefSeq, a predicted model, not a curated record
AAAACAUAGGCUACAAAUCAGCCAUUUCAGAUAUCAAAAGUUCAGUACUCAUAAGAAAAAACCUCUCAAUUUCUGCAUAAUUCCAUGGCUGCUAGCGAUCAAACACCGGGGCCAAUGCCGCCAGGUGAUGGCUCUGUGCCGCCAGGGAAAUCAAUGACAAUAGGGCAGCAUAUUAUAGACAAAGGGGCUCAAGUGAUGCAGUCUUUGAAACCCAUAAAGCAGAUGAGCCAACAUGUCUGCACCUUCGCUAUGUAUAGCCAUGAUAUCACUCGCCAGAUUGAGAUUCACCACUAUGUGAGUCGAAUCAACCAGGAUUUCCUUCAGUGUGCUGUUUAUGAUUCUGAUGACUCGACAGGACGCCUUAUUGGCAUAGAAUAUAUAAUAUCGGAUCGAAUCUUUGAAACUCUUCCACCUGAGGAACAGAUGCUCUGGCACACUCAUGAGUACGAGAUUAUUUCAGGCCUUUGGGUGAACCCAAGAGUUCCAGAAAUGCUGCAAAAGCCCGAACUUGAGAAUCUAGCUCGAACUUACGGCAAGUGUUGGUGCACCUGGCAAGUUGAUCGAGGUGAUAGGCUUCCACUUGGAGCACCUGCGUUGAUGAUGUCUCCACAAGGUGUGAACCUAGGCAUGGUGGCACCAGAGCUAGUGAAGAAAAGAGACGAAAAAUAUGGUAUUUCUUCACAGGAACUGGAAAAGACAAGAAUGGAUAUUGCUGGGCCAGAGACCAUGAAUCCCUAUGCUAACUAUUGGAUGCAAACCGGCAAGGGUUUUGCCAUUGAUGUCGAGCUUACUGAUAUGAAAAAGAGUGCACCUUUUCCAUGAUAUAUAUAUAUAUAUAUAUAUAUAUUAUAUAUAUAUAUAUAAGUAGCCUGUGUAUGGAUCACAUCCUAUGCUUUCAUGUGUUUAAUAAUGUAAUUAACCUCUCUUUUAGUCGUAGCAUAGCUCUUUCGUUCACUAUUAGUUCUUUGCUUGAUUGUAAUCUGAAUACUCAAUAUUUUGCGUAAACAAUGUUACGAAGAUUUAUGAGGAAGUACUAUGUAAAAUUUCAUCUAAUGUUUCA